Exophiala dermatitidis NIH/UT8656 is the source of this 2338-nucleotide messenger RNA. RefSeq names its product MFS transporter, ACS family, allantoate permease. Gene Ontology annotation, biological process: transmembrane transport. The transcript has a single exon. Gene Ontology annotation, cellular component: membrane. The coding region runs from base 435 to 1997 and encodes 520 amino acids. Gene Ontology annotation, molecular function: transmembrane transporter activity. NCBI's taxonomy places the organism in Eukaryota, Fungi, Ascomycota, Eurotiomycetes, Chaetothyriales, Herpotrichiellaceae. The record is from RefSeq and is a predicted model, not a curated record.
GUAAGUUUACACAGAUAACGGACCGACCUUCCCUCGACCCUGGUGCUGUGGAGACCCUAUUCCUCCUGGAACGACCUUCCUCUACCCCAGGCCUUGAUCCGGCACCCGCUUCAUAUGGAUGAUUCACAGCUUCUGGAGUCUGACACGAUAGUGCCCAAUGACAUGAUCGGAAACGGAAUGGUUUUGAUAACGAGGGCCUUGUGUUCGCCUCCUCCGCACUUGGCUUCUGAUAUCAGCAACAUACCUGGCACUGGCAGCUAUCCAGUUGGACUGGGGAAGAAAAUGCUUAAGUACAGGGGUCGCACUCCUCAAAGGUAUAACAACAACGACAUCUGCUCUGUGUGACACUGUUUCUCGAAGCCUCUGAGUGCCACCAGUCUCUCUGAUUGCGUUGAUAUCCCUUGACGAUCACUGGUUAUCCUGGGCCUCUCCAGAUGGACUACGAGAAGAAUCCCAAGAGCGAUACAGCUCAAGCAGCCGCAGACAAGGCCGGGGCCGACAUUGAAAUUGCCAACACUCUCUCACAGCAAGGGGAUCAAGAUGUCGCCGUCACAUUCUUGGCCGGGCUGGAUCCGUCCAUCACCGAGAAGGAGGUGACGAAAGAGGAGGCUCGAAAGGUGCUCUGGAAGAUUGAUCUGAUCAUCCUGCCUCUGGUGGCGGCAACCAUCAUCCUGGCGGCCGUGGACAAAGUCAUCAUAUCCAACGCAGCCAUCUACGGGAUGCGCGAGGACGCCCAUCUGACCAGCGACCAGUACUCGUGGGUAGGAUCAAUCUUCUACUUUGGGUACUUGGUGCUCGAGUAUCCCAGCGCAAUAUUGAUCCAACGGCUGCCAGUAGCCAAACUGCUCGCUGGUGCGGUGUUCAGCUGGGGGGUGAUCAUGAUGUGCAUUGCGGCGACGCACAACUUUGGCGGCUUGGCCACCUGCCGGUUCAUCAUGGGCAUGUCAGAAGCGCUCAUAUUUCCUGUGUCCAGCAUCCUCACCGUGAUGUGGUGGACUCGCGAAGAACAACCCAUCAGGGUGGCGUUCUGGUUCAACCAAGGCUCAUCCAUCUUCUCCGGCAUUAUCAGCUAUGGUAUCGGACACACGCACACCAGCAUCGCUCCCUGGCGCCUUUUGUUUCUUGUGCUCGGCGGCUAUUCGUUCCUCUGGGCUGUCGUCAUUUGGUUCUGCUUGCCCGACACGCCCGUGACAUGCCGGUGGUUGAGUGCCCGCGAAAAAUACAUCUGCCUCCGCCGCGUCAAGGACAACAAGACGGGUAUCGAAGACCGCAAGAUCAAAUGGUACCAGAUCAAAGAGUGUCUGACGGAUCCCAAGACGUGGGCGCUGGCCACCUUCGCCGUGGCCCAGAACAUCCCCAACGGCGGCCUGGUCACCUUUGCUGCCAUCAUCGUCUCCGGGCUCGGGUACUCGAAACUCAACACCACUCUCCUGGGCAUCCCGACCGGCGUCCUCGCGACGGUGUGGCAACUGAUGCUGGCUUUUCUGUGUGCUCACAUCCCCAAUAUUCGGUGCUUGACCAUCGCCGUUGCCAAUCUCGUGCCCAUGAUCUGUGCCAUUCUCAUGUGGAAGCUGCCCCGCGACAACAAGCACGGUCUGCUCGCCGCUUACUACGUCUUUUACACCUACUGGGCGCCUUAUGUCCUGGCGACUUCCCUCCCCAUGGCCAACACCUCGGGUCACUCCAAAAAGGUCACCAUGAACGCCAUAUUUUUCGUCUCUUACUGCCUGGGAAAUAUUUUGGGCCCGCAAGUUUUCCGCAGCUCCGAUGCUCCCGAUUACUCCCAUGGAUAUAUCGGCUUGCUCUGCUGCAUUGUCGUGGCGAUUGGCUCCAUCAUUGUGUACGGCUGUCUUUGCUUCUUCGAGAACAAGCGACGUGCUGCUGCCGUCGUUCAGGCAAAUGAACUUGGUGCUGCACAUGAUACGCAGGAGGACAUGAUUGCUGCGUUCCAGGAUUUGACUGAUAAGGAGAAGAAGACGUUUGUCUACACCUAUUGAUUGAGAGCUGAGACAACGGGCGUACCUACCUAUAGGCAGCUUACCUUAUGUACGGGCAAAGUAUAGUUGUCUUUUGCAUUACCCACGUUGCGAAGGGAAUACACCGGGGACGUCAUGGCUUCGCCUUUGCACUUCACCAGAUAGUAUAUGUUCUGACUGAGCCGUGAAGUUGUAACCCAGUAACAGGUUCUGUCAAUCAACGAUCUCAGAAGACAGACAUCGAGAUGUGAUAAUUACGUGGACUGAUAGCAAUUGAAGUCACCCGCUGCUACUGCAGUGGGAGAGAUCUUAGGAAUCCUUGCCAAGCACACACAUGUAGAAAAGUUUGGUCGGGGGUCGCU